Molecule: messenger RNA, 2146 nt
Organism: Paramecium primaurelia
Lineage: Eukaryota; Ciliophora; Oligohymenophorea; Peniculida; Parameciidae
Source: the annotation of a GenBank genome assembly
AUGACACAGUAGGAUGGGGAUUAUAACUUGUUUAUGUAACACCAGGAUAUUGUCCUUAAUUUUGUUAAUUGUAUGAGGUAUAAAGACAAAUUAUUUUUUUUAAUUACGUCAUUCAAGUUUAAGAUUUGUCAAAGUGGUUACUUUAAAUAUAAGGACAAUAGUUACAUAAGCAGAUGCGAUUAACCAUAUCAAAAAUUAAAUGGUUCUUAUUGUUAAGAUUUUGAUGAUGAAACACCAUGUAUCAUUUUAUUCUGUCUAUAUCUAGACUCUAAUUAUUUAACCUAUGAUUUUCUAAAUAAUACUGUCGAUCCUUAGUAUGGAAGUAUUUAUUAUGAAUUUAUUAUCCUAUUAAAAUGGGACGAAUUUUAUCAAAGGCUUAGAUAUAUCUAAUAUUAAUUAUUAUUCAAAUUGAAUUAAAAUCCAGAAUAUAUAUUUUUCAUAUUUCAAUAAUCUAAGUAUAUUUGGAAGAGGAAAAUAUGAUAAAGUAUAUGAAAGGAUAAAUCACGACUUGAAUACAAUAACAAUAAGUUGGGAAUGUUUUGGGCCAAAUAAUGAACAAUUUCAAGCUUAUUUUGGAUUUCAUAAUUAUUAAAUUUUUAUUCAUAAGUGUUAGCCCUAUUAAUUAUAAUGCUCAGAUUAGAGUACAUGUACAUAAUGGAAUAGUGAUUAUGAUGCAAAUGUAGUUAAAUUCUCUUAAGAAGAAUUUUUAAGUAACCAAUAUAAUGAUAAGGAUUCUGUUAGAUGUUUAGAUUGUCCAAUAUCUUGUUUAACAUGUACAUCUAAAAUAGAUUUUUAAAUAUGCUAAUCUACUUUUAAAUAAACUAAAUUAGGAUAAAUUUGUAAAUUCAAUAUAUUUGAAGAUUCAAAUCAAUUAUUUGAUUAUCCAAUUGAUUGUAAUCAAUGUUUUAAAUUUAAGAACUGUAUAAAUUGUUUAAUUAAAAUAAUAGAUAAUUAAAAAAUCAAUAAUGUAUUUGUAUUGAUGGAUACUAUCCAAUUUUAUAGAAUCCUAAAUGUGAAAAAUGUCAUUAUUUUUGUUCCACUUGUACUGAACCUACUUUUAAUGAUUACUUAAUUUUCAAUAAUAUUGUUAAUAUUGAGAAUAUGGGAUCAACAUGUAUUAUUAAGAAUUCUCUAAAUCAUGCAUCUAGUGUCAUUAAUCAUGCUAAACUUGUUAUAGAGUAAAUUGAUGGUUGUUUAAUUUGUGAUAUUAAUUUAAAUAGAAUAUUAAAAGAUAAAAAUGUGAAUGUAAACCUGCUUAUCAUGAAUUAGAUAGUGUUUGUACAAGUAUUAAAAAUAAUAAUCAUUAUUGAUUGCUUGAUUACAGAAGAUGUGUUAUUAAGUGCAUGUUAUUUAUUAUGUAUUAAUAAAUAAUAAUUAUGACAUAUAAUUACUUGUAUUUCUUGUGAUUCUGGAUUUUUUUAAGUAUUUGGAAAAUGUGAAAUUUGUGGACAUUUACAAAUAAUUGAAUAUGAAUAAUGGGAAGAUAAUAAUAACAUAAUGGAUAAUUUAUGUUAUAAUUGUUAGUUUCAAUAUCCAACUCUUUGUAAAACUUGUGAUGAAUCAAUUACUUUACCUUGUCCUGAUAUUUGUGGAGAUGAAAUAGUUAUUGGAAUAGAAGAAUGCGAAGAUGGAAACAAUAUUAAAUAUGAUAUAUGUUUUGAUUGCAAAUAUUAAUGCUAAUCCUAAUGUACAAAAUAUAUUAAAGGAGAGUGUUUUGAAAGUUUAACUAAUGGAUGGCAAAUUGAUCUAACAGUUCAACCGUGGUAAUGUAAAGAAAAAUGUGGGGAUUUAUAAAUAAUAGGAUAAGAAUAAUGUAGAAUUGGAUGUUCAUCUUGUAAUUAUGACACAAAAACUUGUUUAAACUGUGUAUUACCUGAAUUUGUUCCAGUAAAAUAUUAUUGUAAAACUAUCUGCAGAGAUAUGUUGGUUGUAACAGAUCCUUAUGGAUUUUACUUGGAAGAAGGUGAUGAUGGGAAUACAAUUAUUUAUGAUAAAUGUAUUAAGGAUUGUAAAUUUUAAUGCUAAAUAUUAUAUAUUUGAAUUAGUUGUAUAUAUAAUAGAUGUUAAAUUAGUGCUACUGGAUAUAAUCUAUCUAGAUAAAUAUAUGUAUACGAAUUUGUGGAGAUUAAUUGGUAGUAGUUGGUGA